AUGACACAACCCCAGGCCACUGACAACCCCUUCAGUCCCCCCAUCACCCCCGACAAGCUCACUCCAGUCUCCACACGUCCUAACUCUCCCGAUGGAUCAAACGAGAUCACCCUGCAGUCUGCCUUGUACCCAGUCCCAACUCUUCAGGAUGGCGUCCCGCUUAAGGAGGUGCAGUCCAAGGCCGCAGUCGCGGCUCUCGAUCACGACACCGCUUCUUUCUACAUUCCGCUCCGCUCCAAGGGCAUGAUCAAGCUGUACAUGAUCUGGUGCCCCAUCUUCAUGUCGACCUUCAUGGGAGGGUAUGCCUUCGCUGGUAUGACUGCCAUCAAUACUCUCCCCUCUUACCAGGAAUACUUCAACUUGUCCGGUGUCGGAGUCUCCACAGGUCUCAUCUUCGCUCUCUGGCCCAUCGCUGCUUGCUGCACCUUUUGGAUCGGGCCCAUCAUCUCUGACAAGUUCGGCCGAGUCCGCGCCACCCUCUUCUGCUCCUGCAUGUUCCUCAUUGGCUCGACGCUAAUUGCCUUCGCCCAGAAUGUCGCUAUGCUUCUCAUCGGGCGAGCUUUCUGCGGCUCCGGCAUCUGUAUGAUCCAGGCCGCCACCCCCGCGUAUGUGAUCGAGACUUGCCCGCCUCUCAAGCGAGGGCUGUUCUCGGGCUUGUACAAUACUGUCUUCUUGGUGGGAUUCUGUACCGCUACAGCCAUUGGUAUCGGCGCGACGAGGGUCCAAAAUCAGUGGGGCUGGCGACUUGUUGUCAUCAUUCAAAUGAUCUUCCCCAUCAUCCUUGGCGUCUCCACGUUCUUCAUUCCCGACACUCCGCGAUGGCUUUACAACAACGGCCAGACCGAGAAGGCCCUCGCAGUUCUCAUCAAGUACCACGGCUCCGGUGUCCUCACCGAUGUCGUGCAAAUGGAGUAUCAGCAGAUCGAGAGAUCCGUCCAGGCAGCUCGGGAGAAGGGCUUGAAGCGGUGGGACUUCAGGAACUUGGGGAACACGCGGGGUAACAGGUAUAGGCUCAUGCUUGCGCUUGUCACGGGUGCUUUCGUCGGAUACACUACGCCCGCUAGCCGUCUCAGCAUGAGCUUGAUCGCCAACGUCGCCUCUCUUCUCGCCUCAACUACCGGCUCUCUCAUCCUUGACCGUGUCGGCCGCCGCAAGCUGCUCAUUCUCGGCUCCUUCGCCUGCUCCAUCUGCCUCAUGGGCAGCAUGGUCUCCGCCUCGCAAUCCGGCGUUCCCCUCGGCGUCUCCGUGGCAUCCACCAACCCGUCCGCCUCUCGCGCCAGUAUCGCCUGCUUUGUCUUCUUCAUGGUCAGCUACGGAAUGAGCUACCAGCCGCUGCUUCCUACCUACCCGGGAGAGGUGUUGUCUACCGAUCAACGCUCAACAGGGAUGGGUCUGAUGGCAUUUACCUUGAACCUUUUCAUGUUCAUCUCGCUGUUCGCGAUACCUGUGGCUUUGGAGAGGAUCGGGUGGUGGGUCUACCUUCCGUUCGUCAUCUGGACGCUCUUUCAAGGCGUUACCUGGUUCUUCAUUGCCGUCGAGACCAAGGGACGAUCUCUGGAAGAGCUGGAUGCGAUCUUCGAUUCCAAGCACCCCGUUCGGGCGUCCUUGAUCCGCACCUCUCGCCUGACCGGCAACGAAAGCGCCGCCUGA
Molecule: messenger RNA, 1650 nt
Organism: Dioszegia hungarica
Lineage: Eukaryota; Fungi; Basidiomycota; Tremellomycetes; Tremellales; Bulleribasidiaceae
Product: transporter-domain-containing protein
Exons: 21
Coding region: 1-1650 (549 amino acids)
Biological process (GO): carbohydrate transport; transmembrane transport
Cellular component (GO): membrane
Molecular function (GO): carbohydrate:proton symporter activity
Source: RefSeq, a predicted model, not a curated record